Molecule: messenger RNA, 1616 nt
Organism: Lotus japonicus
Lineage: Eukaryota; Viridiplantae; Streptophyta; Magnoliopsida; Fabales; Fabaceae
Product: adenylyltransferase and sulfurtransferase MOCS3
Exons: 11
Coding region: 113-1465 (450 amino acids)
Biological process (GO): tRNA wobble position uridine thiolation
Cellular component (GO): cytoplasm; cytosol
Molecular function (GO): thiosulfate-cyanide sulfurtransferase activity; adenylyltransferase activity; URM1 activating enzyme activity
Source: RefSeq, a predicted model, not a curated record
AACAGAGCAGUCAACAGUUUGAAACCCUGGUUUUGUUUGUUCGUUGUGGCAGAGACAAACAAAGUGAACACUAGUUUGUGUCUCUGUGAAGUUGAAGUUGAACUCUGAUUCAAUGUCGAGGACAACAGAGAUUCUUCAGGAACUGGAAUCAUUGAAGGAAGCCAAGACCAGAAUCGACCAAAAAAUCUCUGUUCUUGAAGCUCAACUGAAAGAUGUUAAUCUCCAUAACAACGACGCAGUAUCCUCUUCACCAUAUCCCACAAACGGGUUGGCGCCUCACAUGAUUCAAAGAUACAGUCGUCACCUCGUGCUUCCUUCCUUUGGAGUUCAAGGGCAGGCUAAUCUGUUGAAGUCAUCAAUUUUAGUUGUGGGAGCUGGAGGAUUGGGUGCUCCUGCGUUGUUAUACUUUGCAUCUUGUGGUGUUGGCCGUUUGGGAAUUGUUGAUCAUGACAAGGUUGAGCUGAGUAAUAUGCAUAGACAGAUUAUCCACACUGAAGCGUAUAUUGGUCAGCCGAAAGUGAAAUCUGCUGGUGCUGCUUGUCGCUUGGUCAACUCCUCUAUUCAAGUUGUGGAACAUGAAGAAGCUUUGCGGAAUUCCAAUGCUUUGGAAAUUUUCAGCAAAUAUGACAUUAUAGUAGAUGCAACAGAUAAUGCUCCUACCCGGUAUAUGAUCAGUGACUGCUGUGUGGUACUAGGAAAGCCUCUUGUAUCAGGUGCUGCAGUUGGAUUGGAAGGGCAGCUCACUGUCUACAAUUACAAUGGUGGUCCUUGCUAUCGAUGCCUCUUUCCAACUCCACCACCUAGAACUGCAUGCCAAAGUUGUGCUGAAGCUGGAGUUCUAGGAGUAGUUCCUGGUAUAAUUGGCUGUCUCCAAGCUCUUGAGGCUAUUAAGAUUGCAGCUUCUGUUGGUGAACCGCUCUCAGGAAGAAUGCUUCUCUUUGAUGCAUUGUCUGGACGGAUCCGUGUUGUCAAGAUUAGAGGAAGGUCUAUGCAAUGUGAAGCUUGUGGAGAAAAUGCAACAUUUACUCAACAGCACUUCCGGGAAUUUGAUUAUGAGAAGUUCACUCAGACACCCUUGUGCGUGCCUCCUUUGAAGUUAAAUAUACUCCCAGCUGAAUCAAGAAUCAGCAGCAAGGAAUACAAAGAAGUGAUUCAUAACAAGGAACCACAUGUGUUGGUUGACGUUAGACCAGCUCACCAUUUUAAGAUUGUAUCUCUUCCCAAAUCCCUCAACAUUCCACUCUCAAAUUUAGAGGCCAGGUUGCCUGAAAUAUCAUCAGCUUUGAAGAAAGAGGUUUCUGUUGGAUCAAGUGAAGCACAAUUGUAUGUGGUGUGCAGAAGAGGGAAUGAUUCACAAAGGGCUGUUGAGUACCUUCACAAAAUGGGUUUCACUUCUGCAAAGGAUAUUGUUGGGGGCAUUGAGUCUUGGGCCCAGAAUGUGGAUCCUAACUUCCCUACAUAUUAGCUUUACUGCUUUAUUUGUGUAUUAUUUGUUUUGUAUGUUGUUUGGUGGUUAAUGCACAACACAGGAUGUUUUUUUUCUUUCACUAUAAUUCCCUCUUAUAUAAUACUUUAUUUCAGAGAAGACAAGACAAAUAAAUGACACAUUAUUAUCA